Molecule: messenger RNA, 1023 nt
Organism: Aspergillus nomiae NRRL 13137
Lineage: Eukaryota; Fungi; Ascomycota; Eurotiomycetes; Eurotiales; Aspergillaceae
Product: SEC14 family lipid-binding protein
Exons: 4
Coding region: 1-1023 (340 amino acids)
Source: RefSeq, a predicted model, not a curated record
AUGCAUAGUCUUGAAGCGGAUCCGGCAGCUGCCUUGGCGUCAUUCAGCCAGCUAUGCACCGAACAAGGCUUGUUAAAACGACCGAGCGAAUUAGGUGAAAGCGAUGUUGUUGACGGAAUCAACGAUGACACGGCUCUGCUACGCUUUCUCCAAGCACGGGCAAUGAAGCCACACGAUGCUCUCAAGCAGUUCCAAGAAGCAACGGCAUUCCACGCGGAGAAAAGCGUGCAUGCGUUUUACAGUGUCAUUUCUGUAGACGAUUAUGAAGAUUCAAGGCGAUUAUACCCCCACUGGACUGGCCGUCGCGACAAACAAGGCCAACCCAUCACAAUGAUCGACCUAGCUCAUAUAAAAAGCGAAGCCAUGACUCGAUGGAGAGAAACCCGCAAUUUACCAUGUGGGGAUGCAUCAGCGACGUCAUCUCCGGAUAUGGCACAGCGAGCGUGUGUUUUUCAAGACGGCCUGACACGGUUCAUUUUGCCACUCUGCACGGCGAUGACUGAUCGGCCAGACAGUUCUCUUCCAGUGACUAAAACGACUUGUCUGGUUGAUGCGUCUGCGCUAUCGUUGAAGCAGGCAUGGGAUAUGAGGGACUAUGCCCAGGAGGUUAGCUGGAUUUUAUCGACGUGCUAUCCUGAGACGAUUAGCCGUAUUAUUGUGUGCAACGCCCCUCCCUCGUUCGCCAUGAUCUGGAAUGUUGUAAAAGGCUUCGUAGAUCCGCGAACAGCGGAAAAACUGGUCAUUUUGAAAUCCGCUCAGGUGUACUCCACGUUGGAAAAGUGCAUGGAUCACAUCAACAUUCCCAAACAGUUUGGAGGCGAAUUUGUCUUUCAAAAUGGCAUGCUUCCUGAUCUCGAUGAGGGCAUUCGUCAGACUCUAUUCUGGGUUGGUUCAAAGAACUGUCUGCCUCCUGGACCGCUCAAGUGGGUCCAAGAUGGGGAGAAUAGAAAGGCAAUUGCGACUGGGACUGUCGGGGGUAUUGAAAGAGCCGAAGAAAUUGCUGUUCUGAAGAAAUCAGGGUAA